GAGUAUCACUAAUCAAUACCCGGCUCUUAAUAAUACAAUUUAUCAAAACUCUGAAGACAUUUAUCACAAUGGUGACGACAAUAAUUACGCUCAUCAACAAAACAUGAUUCGUAAUUAUCUUAUUCAUCAAAACCAAAACCAUGAAGAAAUUUAUCAUAAUAAUAAUUACGUUCGCCAAAAUAUGGUUCAUAAUACAAUUUAUCAAAACCCAGAAGACAUUUAUCAAAAUGUCGGUGACAAUAAUUAUGCUUAUCAACAAAAUAUGAUUCAUAAUUAUCUUGUUCAUCAAAACCCUGAAGAAAUUUAUCAUAAUAAUAAUUACGUUCGCCAAAAUAUGGUUCAUAAUACAAUUUAUCAAAACCCAAAAGACAUUUAUCAAAAUGUCGGUGAUAAUAAUUACGCUCAUCAUCAAAACAUGCUUCAUAAUUAUCUAAUUCAUCAAAAUCCUGGAGAAAUUUAUCAAAACAUAAAAGUAACAAUUUGA
Molecule: messenger RNA, 484 nt
Organism: Entrophospora sp. SA101
Lineage: Eukaryota; Fungi; Glomeromycota; Glomeromycetes; Entrophosporales; Entrophosporaceae
Source: the annotation of a GenBank genome assembly